Molecule: messenger RNA, 2480 nt
Organism: Suillus fuscotomentosus
Lineage: Eukaryota; Fungi; Basidiomycota; Agaricomycetes; Boletales; Suillaceae
Product: transcriptional repressor TCF25-domain-containing protein
Exons: 10
Coding region: 31-2391 (786 amino acids)
Biological process (GO): ribosome-associated ubiquitin-dependent protein catabolic process; rescue of stalled cytosolic ribosome
Cellular component (GO): RQC complex
Molecular function (GO): protein binding
Source: RefSeq, a predicted model, not a curated record
CUUCAUUAAUCAUCGACCACAACAUACUCCAUGCCCGCACGAAUUAAUAAACGACAGCAGCGCGAGCAAGAAGAGCUUCUUGCGUUAGGAAACCAGACUGCUGCGGCCGUCGAUACCGACAGCGAGGAGGAACCAGCGCCGAUAGUACCAUCGGGGUUUGCAGCGCUUUCCACUGCAGAAGAUGACCGCGAUGGACCGAACAGCGAUGACGAAACAUCUCAGCCCACAAAGGCAAAGAAGGCAAAGAAGAAGAAGAAGAAACCAGCGGCAUCCAAUGCACCGGCAAACCCUCAGCAGGCUAAACCCGCUGAGGCACCGAAGCCCCAGCAGCCUAAAUCUUCAAAGAAAGGCAAGGGAAAAGAGAAAAAGAAAGACGGUCUGGACGAUCUAGACACGGCGCUCGCAGAGCUUUCUCAAAAAUACCCAGAACUUCAAAGCGUGGCAACUUCCUCAUCAUCAACUACUCGAAAUGCAUCUCUUGUGUCCCUUCUAUCUGUCUCAGUAUCCAAUCUCGAUGCAGAAGCAGAAAUGCGCAAGUUCUUUGGCGCAAGAGCCGUUAUAGCUGCAAAAUCGUCAGAGACUUCCUCCUCUGGCGGCCCAAAAAAACGGAGGGGUGUUGUUCCAACCCAGGCUCAACGUUCGCAACUUACACGACCCCAUCCAUCAUGGAGCAUGAUCAAACAACGUGAAGGACUCUCUUCUCGCCCAUUAACCGACGAGGAGGUGCAACAAAAGAUUACAGAUAGAAGUAGCCCAGCUGCAGGAGACAAGUGGUGGACUGUUGAAUAUAAUAAGAGGUAUAAGGGUGCCACAAAAACCUUUAUGCAGGCCGUAUCCUCAGCAGAUCCCGAAGCGUUGCGGGGAGUUUUGCAGAAGCUCCCGUGGCAUGGCGAUACACUGCUGCAGUUGGCAGAAGUAUAUCGCCAUCAAGAAGAUUACAGCCAAGCCGUGGAAUACGUGGAUCGGGCGCUCUUCUCAUAUGAACGCGCUUUCUUAGGGUCAUACAGCUUCACGAAUGGACUUAACCGCCUCGAUUUCAACCGCGUCGAGAAUCGUCCCUUCUUCCUUGCGUUGCAUCGGCAGGUCACUGAUCUCCAGCGUCGCGGAUGUAUCCGUACCGCGUUCGAGUUUGGGCGCCUUCUGUACUCUCUCGAACCAUGGACGGAUCCGCACGGUGUCCUGUUCCAUCUUGACUUCGUUUCCAUCAAAUCAGGUAUGGGGCAAUGGUUCUUGGACGUAUACUCCAAGUUUGCUUGCGCAAAGACGGCAUUCGAGGAUCAUUUGAAUCCAAGUGCACUACCUGGAUGGGCGUAUGCGAGAGCCCUGGCGCUUUUUGCGAGGGAAAAAGCAGGAGGUGGGCAGAGCAUAGGCAGCAGUACGGAUGCGCUGAAGCAGGCUAUGCUAGCCUUCCCGGAGGUGGUACCACUCCUGGCUGACAAGUGUGAUAUUUCACUGUCUCCGGAGCUGCGCGAACACAGAGCAUUCCGGAUUCAAACUGACGGAAUUGGGCUGUCACCUGCGCAAAGCAUUCUCCACCUCUUAUCUCAUCUCUAUGCUCAGCGAUCUGCACCUCUAUGGAAAUCUGUUUCACAUAUGAAAUGGUUCGAAAAUACCGCUAAUGGAAUUCGAUCGUCGCUCAACGCCCAACGCUCCAAUCCAACUCGUGAGCGGUUCCUCCAAAUGUACGGCUCCACAACGCUUCGCUACUCUGUCUAUCGACAUAUUCUCGUCCUCGAACAAAGCUUCCGGAACCUCACCCCUUUCAUCCCACGCUCUGUCUUGCUAGCCAAACAGCUUGCAUGCGAUCCACUUCCGCCACUCACAGCAUCCUCCGAAUAUAAUGAUGCCUUCUUUGCAGGCGCAGAAGAGAUCUUCAGUGUGCGUCCUCGCCGACGGGACGCGCGCGCGUUGGAGCGACUCAUCCCAGACGCAGGAAUCAGGGCGCAAAUCGAAGCGCUGUUUAAUGCGAAUCCCGGACUGGCGAGACAGUUGCCUGGUGGUGUAGUGCAGUUUGUGCAGAUGAUGGCGGAGAUGCCAGAAGAGGCGCUCAAUGAUAUGAUGCUUGAUUUUGCGAUGGCUGGGGAGGGUGGUGUUGGUGUGCCGGGUGGAGGGGGUAUGCCGGGUGGAUUACCAGUGGAGGGUGAUGAUGAUGAGCCGGACUUGGAACCAAUGCCUCCGAGAGGUGCAGCGGAAGCGGCGCCAGCGUUGGCGGACGAGGAUCAAAGCGAGGAGGAAGAUGAGGAUGAGGACGAGGACGAGUAUAUUGCUCCCAUGCCCAUACGGGUCGUGAGGAAUCUGUUGAAUAGGUUUUGGGGAAGUGGCGGGGCUACAGCUGAUAGGGAUGAAUCUGAUAGUGAUGCUGAGGAACGGGACCAUGACGGAGUUGACUAGGAAUAUUAUGUACACUUCUACGCGAGCCAAGUGUACUUUUAGCCCCUUCCCGUGCCAACUUAAUUCUAUGCAUUGAUUUCACGGAUCCA